Macrosiphum euphorbiae (potato aphid) is the source of this 318-nucleotide messenger RNA. NCBI's taxonomy places the organism in Eukaryota, Metazoa, Arthropoda, Insecta, Hemiptera, Aphididae. The record is from the annotation of a GenBank genome assembly.
AUGGUUCUCCUAGAAAAGGCUAAAUUUUUGGAAGAGCUAAACAUUUUGUUUAAUACAUCUCAGUCAUCUGGAUCAGUGAGAAUAACGAUGAAAUUAUUGCUAUUGAGUAAAAAAGACCCAAAGGAUCAAAAACUUAAAAUUGAAGUACCUAAAGAAAAAGUAUGUUUAAUCAGGGCUACAUUCAAAAACAAAAAAUUAAGUACUAGAAUAACUGCUGAUGAAGUGAGCUCAUUUCAAGAAGAGUAUUGCACAUUGUUGAAAAAUUCGUUAAGUAGUUUGAAAAAGACUAAAAAAUUAAAGAAAAAAGCCAUGUCUUAA